UACACCAAUCUGAUACUACCCCUAUGCCUCAUGAUAAAGUAGGUAAUCGGAUUUAUAAGUAUAGGGGUGUUAUUAAAGAUGUUGCAACUAGAUAUCGUCGUAGUUUUGCGUUGACUGAUAAAUCUUCUGCACAAAUGGCUAAGAAUAUUCAAAAAAUUUAUAAUGAUCCUAAGGAGCCUCUCUCUUGGCCGAAUUGUUUUAUUUCUGAUAAAGGGACGGAAUAUAUGGGGGAUUGUAAGGGUUUAUUGCUUAAACACGGUGUAAAAAUACAAUAUGCUAAAACUAAAGAAGGUAAUGCUAUAGCUGAACGUGAUCAUCAGGAAUUUGAAAAGUCUGCUUAUAUUCAGCAAGAUGCUAAAGAUUUUCUGCUACCUUUAUCGGAACGUUCUAGAGAUUGG
Funneliformis mosseae is the source of this 398-nucleotide messenger RNA. NCBI's taxonomy places the organism in Eukaryota, Fungi, Glomeromycota, Glomeromycetes, Glomerales, Glomeraceae. The record is from the annotation of a GenBank genome assembly.